Molecule: messenger RNA, 1891 nt
Organism: Rhopilema esculentum
Lineage: Eukaryota; Metazoa; Cnidaria; Scyphozoa; Rhizostomeae; Rhizostomatidae
Source: RefSeq, a predicted model, not a curated record
UAUUCAAUAUCUUAUGCAUUGUGGUCUAUUCCUUGCAGCUUUAUGCCCUUGAGGUUUGCAGGACACUUUUGCUGGUACAUAUUUUUAAUUGAAUGUAGAACCUUAAUUAUUCAUAGUACAAGAGUUGGUAUGUUGAAUAGAGCAUCGAUACACACGAGAUUUGUGUAUGCAUUCACCUGCAGUUGGUCCAUGGCUUCCAACAGAUAAUGAUAAUCUGUUUUAUUGUGUUGCCCCUAGAUACCACCCAGCCCUAUUUCAGCUUUUCCAAAGAAAAUGCUUAGAAUCUGGUACUAAGAUACUGCUUCAAAAUUAUCCAGUUUAGGAAACAGAAGUAAUGGAUAAUUAUCUGAAAGAGUCGCCAAGAAUUAGGCAAUGCCGCAAGGAUGAGAAAAAAUGGUUGGAGUAUUACAAGAAACAUCGAAAAAAGAUCUUGGAAACGAAACCAACACUUUCGUCGUCAAAACAAAACGAAAAUUACGACUACCUUCAUGUGCAGUUAAGACUUAAAAAGCUACAGAUGGAAGAAGAUCGAUUUGCUACAAUUGAUUACGAAAAUCGAAAAUUACUUGAAAGGAUAAUGAAUGUCGUUGGUGACCUUCCUGUGACAAGCAAAAAAAAGGAAUUGAAAUCACCAAGCAAGAGAACAAGAAGUGUACAGGUAUCAAGAAUAGAAGAAGAAAACAAGAGGUUUAAAGAAAGACUAGAUCGUACAAAGGCUCAAGUUGUAUCAUCUGCGACAUUUGAUGAUGUUGACCCCAAUGCAGCAUCUAGAUCAAAACAGAAGCAUAAUGAGGAAAAACAAAUCAUGGCGGAGAAUUUGAGACUGCAAGAACGGAUAGGCCAAGCACGGUCAUACAUAUCAUCUGCUCCUGCUGCUUCCGAAAAAAUGAAUUAUGCACGAGAAAAACAAAGAUUAAAUGACGAACGCAAAGUCAUGGAAGAAAACAAGCAACUGAAAGAAAGAAUAAACGCUGCGAGGCAUCGUUUGAAUCUAACACCCCCAGAGAGAAAUCGACCACAUGCCAGCUUUCAAGACAGAUUCAAAAGGGAAGCAAUCAACAUUGAGCAGCAAAACUUUCGAUUGCAUGCAAGGCUGACAGAGAUAUUGGAAUCUGAUCCAAACUACAGGACUGAAAUGGUUGACAGCACUAAAAGACAUCAAAGGCUGCAGAGAAGCUUUAGUGAAGACAAUCGGGUAAUGCAAAAAAGGCUUGAACAAAUUAAAAGCACCAUUGAUGAUGGCAAAGGACAUAAGGAAAAUUAUGUGAGUGAAAAGAAAAAUGCAGCUGCACGUCGUUACGAAGAAGAAAGAAUACAAGAAGAAAAUAAGAAGAUGAAAAAAAGAAUUUUAAUGAUAAUGGAAAGUCAAAAUGCAAAUGCUUCAAAAAGACCAGGAGAAAGAGAUCAUUCAAAGCAGAAAAAAAUCGAUGAAGCACGAAAAAGCAUCGAGAAAGAAAAUAAGUUGUUGCUAGAGAGAAUAAAAAAGGUUAAGCCAGUGAUGUCAACCAGGCAAAAGGAUCAACCACCAUCAUUUGUACCAUACAAUGAUCAGUACCAAGAAAUGAAUAAGCAGCUGCGGAAAAGAUUAGCUAAAAUAAAGCGUGGAGAGAACCCUGGGCCAUUGAAAGAAAGCAUUGAUUUAAGUGAUAAUGAUGAGGAUGACCAAAAUGAUAACGAGGAGGAAAAGAAAGAAGGGGUUGCUGGAUCAAAAAAGGAAACCAAAAAAGGCAAAAAGAAAGUAUAUCAAGUGCCUGAUGGUUACCACAAAAAAUUCAGAAAGCGAAUAAAGAAAAACAAAAAGGGAGAUGAAGUUGAAGAUGCGGAUGAUUCUGAAUUUGAGACAGAUUCGGAUUAUGACUGAGCUUUGCUUUAUUAUAAUAAAUUAAUGUGC